GGCCGGCGGUGCCGGAGGCCAAAGACUCUCGUCGCGAGGGUAGUAGACGCGCGUCGCGUUUUCCGCCGGACCUCUUCCGCUCUCGGGUCUACUUAUCUGUGCCCUCCUCUCUCUCCCUCUUUCUCUCACUCGUUCUCUCAACCCCUCGGUACCCCGUGAUCCCGGACACCCCGUCCAUCGCAUCCCCCGGCGGUGCGCUCCUCGCCGAGAUAUCCGAACGCUCGCAGCCGGCUUUUAGACUGGCCGCGCGCCGCGUAUGCACCGCGUGCACUCGCGACAGCAUCCUCGCCGACACCGUGACAACACGCUGCUCGUCCUCGUCGUCCGUCAGCAAGAGCACUGCCACGUUUCUGCGCGGCGCGUCGUGCACGGUGACGAGGACGACGACGGCGACGGCAACGGCGAGAACGACGGCGGUAGAUCACGAGGAUCGGAGUAACGUGCAUCAUCGUUCCUCGCUGCGAGUUAGACACCGGGUCGUUCGGUGGCCGAGCGUGGGAUUCGACCACAGGAUCGAAGGAUGCUGGCCCGCUGCCUAAUCUUCGCAGGUGUAACCGCUGUAGUAACGUCCGCGGGCGGGCACAGCUUUGACGCGCACUUGCGCGGCCCCAGCUUCCAGCAGGAACCGCCAUCGAGGAUCGAAUUCUCGAAUUCCAGCGGCGCUUGGCUGGACUGCUCGGCCUCCGGAAGUCCGCAACCCAAUAUCGACUGGUCCACCGCGGACGGGCAUCCGGUGAACGAUGUUUCGGGCGUCCGGAGGGUGCUCAGAAACGGCACCCUGGUACUCCUGCCGUUUCCGGCUGCGGCCUAUCGGCAGGACGUUCACAGCGCGGCGUACAGAUGCGUCGCGAGCAACUCCGUCGGCAGGGUGCUCAGCCGCGACGUGCAGGUCAGAGCAGUGGUGGCACAGGCGUACAAAGUCGACGUGGAGGUGACGGGGGGUGCAUCGAGAGGAUGCACAGCGAUAUUGCGCUGCAUCAUACCCAGCUACGUGAAAGAUUUGGUGCGCGUCGUAUCCUGGUUGCACGAGCCUUCGUCCUACAUAUAUCCCUCGCUGCAAGGAGACGGCAAGUACCACCUGCUUCCCACGGGAGAGCUUCUGGUGCACAGCCUCGAGUUCAGCGACCAGCUGAACGGCUACAGAUGCCGCACGAUGCACCGUCUCACGAGACAAGUGGUCGUUAGUUCUAUGGCCAACAUUAGGAUAGCAGAUCACAGAGGCGUAAUGCCUCCCGUGAUACUCGAAAACUCCGGCGUCGUUCACGUCGCCCAGGACGAAUCGACGUCGUUAGUCUGCGUGGCGCAAGCCUGCCCCUCUCCUGAAUACCGGUGGUACGCGCAAACGGGCGCAGAACCGAUGUUGGUGCUCUCUGGACCCAAGACCAGGCUGCUGGGUUCUGUGCUAGCCAUCGAGGCGGUAACAUUGGAGGAUAGUGGCGUGUACCGCUGUUCCGCUUCCAAUUCUGGUGGUGAAGCAAGCGCCGAGAUCAGACUGAUCGUGACGGCGCCGCUCCACGUGGAAGUGACACCCCCCUUGCUCAGCGUGCACUUGGGAGGCAACGCUGAGUUCCGAUGCGAGGUUAGCACGCACCCCCAAGCUGGACCGCAUUUUAUCACGUGGUACAAGGACGGUCGGCAACUUCCAGGGACAGGAAGGCAAUCGGAAUUGCUGAGGCUCAACGGAAUCGGACGGGAGGACCGCGGCAUGUAUCAGUGCAUCGUGAGACGAUCGGAAGGCGACACGGCUCAGGCGUCGGCGGAACUUCAACUGGGCGACGCGCCGCCGGUGCUCCUCUACUCGUUCAUCGAGCAGACGCUGCAACCUGGACCCGCCGUGUCCUUAAAAUGCUCUGCCGCGGGAAACCCUACACCUCAGGUAUCAUGGGCGUUGGAUGGUUUUCCCUUACCAACUGGUAAUGGAAGGUUCGUCAUCGGUCAAUACGUGACGGUGCACGGCGACGUCAUAUCUCACGUCAACAUAAGCCACGUCAUGGUGGAGGACGGUGGCGAAUAUUCCUGCACCGCCGAAAAUCGCGCGGGAAAGGUGACACAUGCCGCGCGGUUGAACGUUUACGGACUUCCGUACAUACGCCUGAUCCCGAAAGUGACCGCUGUCGCCGGCGAGACCCUGCGCCUGAAGUGUCCGGUGGCCGGAUAUCCGAUCGAGGAGAUCAAGUGGGAGCGAGCGAAUCGCGAGUUACCGGACGACCUGCGGCAGAAGGUGCUCCUGGACGGCACUCUGAUAAUCAGCAGCGUGCAGAAGGAGGGCGACGCGGGCGUGUACACUUGCUGGGCGAGGAACAAGCAGGGCCACAGCGCCAGAAGAUCCGGAGACGUCGCAGUGAUCGUUCCCCCCAAAAUUAGCCCGUUCACGGCAGAUCGCGACCUGCACCUCGGCGAGCGCACCACCCUCACGUGCUCGGUGACGAGAGGCGAUCUGCCGCUGUCCAUCACGUGGCUCAAGGACGGACGCUCGAUGGGGCCGUCGGAGCGCGUCACUGUCACCAAUAUGGACCAGUACAAUAGCAUACUGAUGAUUGAAAGUUUAUCUCCAGAUCACAACGGCAACUACUCGUGCGUGGCCCGUAACGUGGCCGCAGAGGUAUCGCGCACGCAGCGGCUUGUGGUUCAUGUACCCCCUAUUAUUGAGCCAUUUACGUUCCAAGAGGGACUAUCCGAGGGGAUGCGGACGCGGACGGUGUGCGGGGUCGCGGCGGGAGACCCACCCCUAACCAUAUCCUGGCUGAAAGACGGCCAAAGUCCCUUUCCCCUGCCGCCGAAUCUGGCAUCCGUCGCAAACGUCUCCCAACUGGAUUCCUACUCGAGCCUCCUCAGUAUAACGAAUCUCGCGGCCGAGCACUCCGGCGACUAUACCUGCAUCGCCGCGAACCCCGCCGCCGAGGUCAGGUACACGGCCAAGCUACAGGUAAAAGUGCCGCCGAGAUGGAUCGUCGAGCCGACCGACGUGAGCGUCGAGCGGAAUCGCCACGUCGCGCUGCACUGCCAGGCACAGGGCGUCCCGACGCCGACGAUCGUCUGGAAAAAGGCCACUGGAAGCAAGGCCGGUGAUUACGAGGAGUUGCGCGAAAGAACGUAUACGAAAAUCCUCAGUAACGGCACUCUCCUGCUGCAACACGUGAAAGAAGACAGGGAGGGUUUCUACCUGUGCCACGCGAGCAACGGCAUAGGGAGCGGUCUCGGCAAAGUCGUGCAAUUAAAAGUCAAUUCAUCCCCCUAUUUCGCGGCGCCGUCGCGGCUUGUGACCGUAAAGAAGGGUGACACGACGACAUUGCACUGCGAGGUACACGGCGAUAAGCCGGUCACCGUUACCUGGCUGAAGGGUGGCAAAAGCGAGCUGAAUCCCUCGACGAAUUACCGCGUGGCGGUGAAGCAGGAAGUAACACCGGACGGCGUCAUCGCGCAAUUGCAAAUCUCAUCGGCGGAAGCGGCCGACAGCGGCGCGUACUUCUGCCAGGCGAACAACCUUUACGGCCGCGAUCAGCAGCUGGUGCAACUCCUCGUGCAAGAGCCGCCACAGCCACCGAAUGCCAUAGAAACCGCCAUGGUGGCGAGUCGCAGCAUUAACGUUAAGUGGCAGCACAAAUCGCAGGACACCAGCGAGGUCACCAAGUAUAUUCUUGAGUACAAAGAGGGUGAAGGCGGAACGUGGGAGAAGCAAGAGCUUACCGGGCCACCAUUGCCGUACGCGGCGUUAAUCGACAACCUAAAGCCCGCUACGAGAUACAAGAUCCGCGUAAUAGCGGAAGGGCCAGCGGGCCGAUCGGUGCCCUCGGCGGAGCUCGUUGUCAGGACCGAUCCGCAGAGACCGGCCGGUCCACCAAUAAACGUCGCGGCCAGAGCCCUGUCCUCAUCCGAGAUCCUCGUCACUUGGUCACCGCCGUCACCCGACCUUCGUCAUGGUGACAUACAGGGCUUCAAUGUCGGCUACAGAGAAACGAGCUCGAACAAUCUGUCGUACAACUUCAGCGCCGUGUCGGGCGACGGGGAGGAAGGUGGUGGCGAGCUGCGGCUCACGGGCCUCAGGCCUUACACCAGAUACACCCUGGUGGUACAAGCGUACAAUCAAAUCGGUCCAGGACCCCUGAGCGAACCGCUGCUCACGCAGACCUUGGAGGAUGUUCCCAGCAUGCCACCGAGCGACGUGAGAUGCGCGGCACUCAGCUCCCAGUCCUUGCAAGUGUCCUGGCAGCCUCCGCCCAAUACGCACAGCAACGGCAUCAUCCAAGGUUACAAGUUGAAUUACGAGCCGAUCUUGGCGGACGCGUGGCGAGGGGUGGAUGAGAUAGAGGUUCGCAAAACAAGCACCCUGACGAUGGUUCUAACCGGGUUGAGGCGCUACACUAAUUACAGUAUCCAGGUCUUAGCGCAUACCAGGAUCGGCGACGGCGUGCCCUCCGCAAUGAUUUACUGCCAGACGGAGGAAGACGUGCCUGGCAGUCCAGCCGACAUCAAAGUAGUCGUGAGCUCGCCGCAAGCCCUCUUCAUCUCAUGGCUACCGCCGCUCGAUCCGAACGGGGUUAUCACGAAGUACAUCCUUUACACGAGACUCGUCGACGGCGGUGAGUUCAAGCACGGCAAAAGGCAGCUGCCAGCAACGAGCACGAACUUCGAGGCGACCGAUCUGCAGCAGCACGUCGAGUACCAGUUCUGGGUGACCGGUAGCACGCGGGUGGGCGAGGGUCAGAGUUCGAGGGUGGUCGCGCAGGUGCCGACGAAUCGGGUGCCGGCCAGGAUCACGUCAUUCGGCGGGCACGUGGUGCGCCCGUGGCAGAGCUCGAUCACCUUGGCGUGCAACGCGGUCGGCGAGCCUACGCGGGAGUGGUUCAAGGGCACCAUGGAGCAGAUACGCACCGACACUGCCAGGAACGUGCGGAUCCUGCCGACCGGCGAGCUCCUGCUGUCGAACCUGCAGUCGCAGGACAGCGGGAACUACACCUGCCAGGUGGAGAACUCCCAGGGCAGCGACAAGCUGCAUUACACCCUCACGGUGCAAGUUCCACCCAACGCCCCGGUAUUGUACGUGACCAGCUCCACAUCAAGCAGCGUGUUGCUGCAUUGGAAAUCAGAGAAUAACGGUGGUGCGCCGCUGACGGGAUACACGUUGUAUUAUCGAACUGCUCAUGGUACCCUCGAUGAGCUACAGCUGUCUCGUCACGCUACCAGCCACGAGCUGAAGGGUCUCCUAUGCGGAAACACGUAUCAGCUGUACUUGACUUCGCACAACAACAUCGGCAGCAGCCCGUCAUCGCCGGUGCUCUCGGUUCGCACGCAGGGCCAAGCACCGGGAAUUCCACCGGCGGCUGCCUUCCUGAGCCCCAACUCCACUACCCUGGUGCUGCGUCUGCACAUCUGGCCCGACAACGGGUGCCCCAUAAAGUACUUCGUCAUUCAGUACAGGCCGAUAAACGAGUUCCACUGGACCCUGGUCUCGAACAACGUCAAGAUGCAGCGGCGCUACGUUGUAACUAAUCUGGCACCCAGCUCGGUCUACCAGCUGAAGAUCGAGGCUCAUAACGUGGCCGGUAGCAAUCAGGCGGAGUUCACGUUCGUGACGCUGACGAAGGAGGGUGAACCACCACCCCCAGGACUAUCGAAGCGAGGGAUGACCUCGGUGAUGCCGUUCUAUGCGGAUGUCAAGGUGAUGUUACCGUUGAUCGUGGCCACCGUUGCGCUGGUCGCCGCUGCGGUGAUCGUCGCCUUUCGCUGGAAGAACAGAUACUUAGGGGGUCACGUGCAGCGACCGAUGAAGGAGUCGCAGGAGAACCAACAAAACGCCGAGACACAACGGGAACGUUAUUACGCUACUAUACACAAAGUGGCCUUGCAGCAGGCGGCAAGCACUGGCGCGGGCCCUGAUAAGAUUCCAGAGACAGCGGAGGACAUUUCGCCGUACGCUACGUUCCAGCUUUCGGAGGGUGGCGGGGGAAGCCUGGCAGGAUUGGGCGCGCUGGGCGGACUGGGAGGCGCGGCGGAGGCUACGGCCGGGCUUCAUCCGAACAACACGCUUCUCCACAGCUUCAUGUAUCACGAGCACGCCAUGACCGAAGGAUGCGCGAGCCCACCACCGGCGGCGGCGAGCAUGAAGAGCGUCUCGUCGAGAAGACGGCAGCAGAGAAAACAGCAAACCCCGGGCGAUGUCGAGAGCGACGAGAGCGAGUCUGACCCGGACCAACUGAUAAGCUCGCGCACGGAAUCGUCGAAUCAACUGGACGCUGGCAAAUUAAAACAUAUUCGCGCGGUUUCGGACUUUAUCUAUCACGGCACGUCGAGCACCUCUUCGGACAUCUCGCCCAUGUCGGAACAAAAGUCACUGCCGCGAAGGGGGCGGUCAAGAUGGCAUGUUCCCAGCAGGAGCUCCCUACGUACACUACUGCCGCCGAUCUCGGUCGCGGAGACCGCGUUCGUCGGUGGCAAUCAAGGGGCGGUGGUGCCCACGCCAGGGAACGGGGACCGACCGGAGCUCAGCGAGGCCGAGUGCGACAUCGAUUCCCUGAAGAAGCUGAAGCUGGGCCUGAGGAGCUCCCUGUGGUCGCGGCCGAGCACUCAGAAUAAUCCCUCCUCGGAUUACUCCAUCGCUGUCUAAUCUGGCUAUCUCUCUCUCCUUCUCUGUCUCCCGCGCCCCGGUAUCACACCCUCACCAUAGCGAUCACCCCUCCUGGCCCUGUCCCUCGAGUCCGUGGGCCAAACGUUAGGUAAAUUGAUCUCUUCCCUUCAUGUCCGUCGUGGAUUCACCCGUGGCUACGCUUACUUGCGUCACGGGACAUGUUUCUAGCGACGAUAGGUAAAUUACGUUCUACUCGUUAACGAUGAUCGAAUAGAGAGAGACGUGCAUAGAUAAGAUCGCUAGGAGGAUCGAGGCAACGAGGAUGGACGGGUAUAGAAGAACAGACGCGUCGUCGUCGAGCCAAUGGAGAGAAAAAUCACACGCACGCACUCGCAUACACACACAUACACUUUUCGAAUUUAUUAAAGUCUUCACUCUCAACAUUGUUUAAUUGAGCUGUCGUGACUCGAUUUACGACUGUUUUUGUAACGAUUUUACGAUCGCAAACGCGGCUUUCGCAUUUCUCGCGCGCGUUAGCUCCUCCAGGAUAUCUAGUCAAUAAUGCAUAGCCGAUGAGGGGUGCGGGGAGAAAAUGUAGAUUUGUUCUUCUAUAAACGUAUUUCCUCGUUGAUCGAGUCGCGCGAGAGCUGGCCGGAAAAGCCGGCGUCCGACAGCGUUUUCGAGAGACGCAUCCUCCUCGUCUGUGACACGAGGCGCCAGAUAAUACACGUGCGUGGAGUGCGUGAGUGAGUUCCGUGUCCGGAUGCGUGGAUGAUCGCCGAGUCGCAUGUGCGAAUGCGUGCCAAAACGACAAUUUGCUCAGACCGCUGCGAGUCGUUCGCCAGCGGGCGAUCCAUUCGAGACCAAAGACUUAAAUCGUACGAACAGAGCACGGGAGAGUCCUUCGCGUGUUACGAGCGAGAGACGUGGCAGGCUUGCAUCCGCGACACCCUCAUCGAAAUUAUUUUCAAACGACGAAUUUCUCCUUUCAUUUGUGUCGAUUUGUCACGUGCAUAAAUUUCACGCCGCUUUUUGCAUCCUAAAUCUUCUCUUAUCGACUAUUUCUGUGACAUUUAUUGCAAUAUAUUGUUUAUACAUGUCCAGCUUGCACAUUACGAAAAGUGUUUCCGUUUUUCUCUUCCGUGUGAAUGCGUAAGAAAGCAGCCCGAAGCUCUCGCCACCCCGAGGAUGAUGCCCGUCUGUAUUCGGCGCGCAAAUAUUAGAAUCAUAAUGAAAUAUACGAAAGCGGAUCGGAGAAGACACCGCGACUCUCCCAAGUCUCCAAGACGGAUCGUCGACGGUUGGGCUCUGUUGUAAAGUUUAUAUAUGCGUACGAAUAGCACCGUUGAUUACUUUAAGUCCGUUAUUAAUUCUAAGACUUCUAUGUAGAAUGUUUUUCGUGCGCGGAGCGCGAUACGAUCGCGAGGGAAUCGAGCGCCAAUUGAAGCGCCGAGAUCACGGCGAGAUCGCACGUGAAUUUCGAUCGUGGAUUUCGGUAGAAGCGCUUGAAAAAAAAGAGAGCCGCGAAUAGUCGUCUCUCCUCUCAUUCUCUCAACAUGAAUUCUCUCCUUCUCUCUCGCUCUUGUAAUGUCGCGCACCUCGACACUUCGACGACCACGACGCGGCCAAUCCCACUGUCAUGCGACACAGGUCGAGCGCCAAUUGAAGCGCUUCCUCUCUAUCAGACUGAAACUCGAAAGUACUAAUGAAAUUGCCAUUAGUGUUAAUUAAACGCGCGCACGUGCUACCACGCGCCGAGAGUGCUUCCGAUACUUCCACACGACACUGCCAUUACGCAGACUACUUUACCAGACUACUUUUACGUGUAAAGUACCGCUUUGAGAUCGCUUUACACGCUGCGAGACCAACGGAAAAAAGGAGCGUUUUGUAACUUUUAUCUGGUCAAAGUAACGUUCCUGCCACUCGAUUUCCAGCCCUCCCUCUUUCUCGACCCCACUGCCGACAAGCGUCGCUCUAAAUAAUUAAGUAUACGGUGUUUUAUAUUCGAAUACCUGUGAUGGCGUAUAUACACUCUUCUACUUCUCAAUUAAUUCGAGCGCUUUAAGGGGAUCGCUCCGGAUUUACCGCAGACACACACACAUACAUGUGUAUUAUAUACACAUCGAGGGUAACUUUGAUCUCACGGGAACUGAGAGAAGUUAACGAGAAUUCUGAUCGCGCCGCGAAAUACCGCGAGCGAUUUUUCUUCGAGAUUUCGUGUGAAGUAACCAAUGCCAAUGAGUUUGAUGAAAGCUGCGUGCGCGACACUACGAAGACGAGGCCACAUAUACAUAAUAUAUAUACAUAGUUAUACGUAUAUAAAUACAUAUAUUUGAGUACACGGGCAUCAAGGCGCGUGCAUACCGCAUGUACGACGCUACGUUACGUUACGUUAAUGUAUAUAAGGGAAGCACGUCAAUCAAACUCGUAGUGUUCGAUUAAUUCGAUGAUGGGACGACCUUCGGAGUGGACGAAGCGCGAUUCGUCGUGGCGCGGUUGCCGGACACUCUCUCGUCGACACGAUUUUUGUACAUUUUUCUUGCGUCAUGGAACCGGACCGAGUUCUGUCAAUCGAUCCCUCGUCGCAACCCUCCCGGGACCAGUUCUCUUCGUUACCGUAAUCGCGCAAGGAUCACGCGAGGAUACGACAGCCUCGACAACAUGGAAACAAACGACCAACGAUCUCGGACAUCAACUGAUCAACGAAUUUUUUACACUGCGACGAAUUUUUUUACACGAGCCAAAUCUCGAUUAGACGGUCUUUCUAUUUAUCUGAUUGCACUCGACGCUCUGGGACGCUCAGCAAGGUCUCGCGACAGGGUGGUUUCGGUCGGUUUUUUUGUUGGACGCGACGAAACAGUUACACGGUCCUCGAAGGAUGAUGCGGUGACACAACUCAGUGCAACCCACAUCACUCUCAGCGAUAAUCCGUGCAGCUCGGAGAAUGCACUUUAAUUGUUGCAUCGAUAUGGAUGGAGGCAGGUGAACAAAUCAAACGGACAAUUGUUACUUGUGACUACGAUUAACGUCAUUGUAAAAAGGGGCAGGAGUGUAGUGCGAGAUUGCACAGGAGUCGUCGCAAGGGCUCUCGAUGAAAUUCUUUCUCCGUUCUGCGAUCGGAGGUUGUACGAUUAAAAAAAAUGUGCGAUUUAAAUUUAAACUGUAUUAAAUCUGUGGUACGGCGUUUCGAUGCAUUGUGUUGAUCGUAGAAUCGAUUAAAUAAAUUGAUAUCGUGUAAAGUA
Ooceraea biroi (clonal raider ant) is the source of this 9807-nucleotide messenger RNA. It is a transcript of the gene Dscam2, whose product is annotated as Down syndrome cell adhesion molecule 2. The record is from RefSeq and is a predicted model, not a curated record. Gene Ontology annotation, cellular component: plasma membrane; axon. NCBI's taxonomy places the organism in Eukaryota, Metazoa, Arthropoda, Insecta, Hymenoptera, Formicidae. Gene Ontology annotation, biological process: dendrite self-avoidance; axon guidance; homophilic cell-cell adhesion. Gene Ontology annotation, molecular function: cell-cell adhesion mediator activity.